AUGGCUCAAAGGAUCAAAACAAAGCCAAAGCCAAACUAUGAUCGGAAAGCAAAGCACCCGGACUAUGUCCAAUUUCGGUGCAAUGCCUUUGCUUUCAACAGCAUCAUUAGAGACAUAAAGGACAAGCUCAAUGAAAGGCAGAAGAAGCUUCUCAAGAAAACCCCUUUCUGGAACUUGAUCGAGCUGUUUUACCGCCAGAGAAUUGACAUGAAUAACAUGAAUAAGUCGGACAUUGACUUAGCACAGCUGCUCAAGACAUUUGAUCCGGAUACAAAGUCCUUCAAAUUUGGAACCAAAUCAUUCCAAAUCACAAGCAAUGCAGUGACUCAGAUUCUAGGACUGCCAAAUGAAGGCAAAUCUGUCAAACUUGUCAAUGAUAGGUACACUGCUACCUUCAGAACAAGGCACUUUGGAGAAAAGGGAAAACCUUCAAAAAACCAGGUAGAAGCAGAAUUACAAAAGACAAUUGCCUUGGCAAACCAACAGAAGAAAGAAAAGGCAAAGACAGAGCAAAAGAAAAAAACGAACAAAGGAAAAGAAAGGAAAGAAGCUGAAGAAGAAGAAGAAGAAGAAGAAGAAGUUGAUUACGACAAGGAGGUGGUCAGCCUAAUAUUGAUUCUGCUGUGCAUGACAUUCCUUUUUGCCAACUCUUCAUCUACUUUGCAUUGGAAAUUAUUUGAGCACUGCGUGAAUCUAGACACACUUUCAAGCUAUUCGUGGGCAAGAGCUGUUUCAGACUACAUGAAUGAAUCCUUGACCGCAAAAGCAAAAGCAAAAGCAAAGAAGGGAGGAGAAGCCUCUAUAGGAGCUGUUUCGGGUUGCACUAUCCUAAUAUUGUUUCUACUGUGUGAGAGGACAAACAUCAUACAACCAAUCCUUGGCAAAAAGUGCAACGCAGAAACUGACUAUAUAUUCGCUAAACCAUAUCUAAAAUAA
This is a messenger RNA of Prunus persica (peach), 936 nucleotides long. RefSeq lists its product as uncharacterized. The coding region runs from base 1 to 936 and encodes 311 amino acids. The transcript is spliced from 2 exons. NCBI's taxonomy places the organism in Eukaryota, Viridiplantae, Streptophyta, Magnoliopsida, Rosales, Rosaceae. The record is from RefSeq and is a predicted model, not a curated record.